UCCUGGCAAAAGCUGUAAGUGGCGUUGGUGUUUCCGAUGGACAAAAUAUAUCGCCGUACCGCGCCACUUUUGUACUCAGUUCGAUAACAGCAACAGCUGUCUUGUCAUAAAUAGCUAGCCUUCGGUUUGUUUCAGAGAGAAAAAUGCCAGUAAAAAGAGCACUCCAUUUACAGGACAAGGAAAACACACCAGCAAAGAGACCUGUGCCAGUGGGAACCUACUCUCCGUUGACUGGUACAGGCGUGUUGAGCCCUGCCCCAUCUCCGAAAGGUCAUUUUAAAGCCAGAGGAAAGACUGAUAAUCUCACUAAAACACAAAAACCCCAGACAGAUGCAGAAAAAUUGCAUGCCUUGCGAUCUAAGAUAGAAGGAUCUUUGAAAGCAUUUAAAAAGGCAAGACGACAACUGGAAGAAGUAAUGCCUACAGAGGGCAGUAGUGAGCUGAAGGCGUUCUUCUCCAGAGGCUCGGCUGACCUGCAGACUGAACUGCGCAGAAAUAGGGAGCUGGUUGCCAAAGCGGAAGCGCAUCUCAAGGGGAAUGGUGCUGGCUGUUACCGAUUUCAAGGUUUUGCAAAGCCCGGCAGCUCCUACGAAUUCCUAAAAUCGAUCCUAAACUAAGGUCCGUGCCGAGCGCGUUACGUGACGGCAAAUGGAAUAGUUCUGCUUUUCAGCAGCGCGGAAGCUGACGUACGAUGAGUCUAGAACGCCGACCUGUCAGUCAUCUCGCUCAAACGUCAAAACGAGAAUGGGCUUUCGACACAUUUACAUUGAGCUUAUUUACAUUGAGAGAGGUCUUUGCCACUCAUCUGACAAAUGUUGAUUUUAGAAUAAACCCCCGAAUGCGUCGCUGUGAAAAUAAUGUUCUUUGAGCAGGCACCCGGUCCCUGUUUGACUGACGCAAAGUAAAACCUCACCAAACCGGGCUCGGUGAAUGGCUGCGAGCCCCAGCCGGGCGCAGGAGCCGGGACUCUUUAUUUGGCAGCGCUUGCGAAAGGGCCGCGGUCGCCGACCUACGCAACAGCUGGUGUCGCGCAGAAAACAUUUCCUAUUUCUGCCCAAGGUGGAUCGUAUAACUCUCACUUUAUCACCCUUGGAGGCCAUCUGAAGGACAAAGCACAUACACCCAUAAACAAAACUAAUGUUUUUAUACGGCCCCUCCGGAGGUGGGAAAAGAGUCCUCAGCAGUCCCGCGCCCCCCCCACACCCCUCCCUCGCCGUGUGACACGGGAGCGCCGAGCUGCUGAAGACCAAGGUCUUUCCUGAAGGGUCACGCCGAGGCCCGCGAUAAACGCUCAGCGGCGGUCUGCGAUUGACUGACAGGAAGCAGCAGCCGUCCCCUCCCGCCCCGCACGCCAGCUCCGUCCUGCUCCCAAUCCCGCUAAAGCCCCUCAGGCCGGCCGCGUCCUGCCUCCACGCACACUCUGGGGAGCGGCCUAGUGGGAGUCUCAUCGGCCCCUCUGUGACCUGAUAACAUUUAUAGUUGUAAUGGAUUUUUUUAAUGCCUGUCAUUAACUCGCCCAAAGAGAGGGGGGAAAGAGAUUGCUUGUACCUUUUUUUUUGUGGUAUUUCAGCUUUAUGACAUUAUGUUCGGAUAUGUCAUCUUACAUCAUUUUUGUUUUAGAGCCCAUCAAUGCCUUUUGUUUUAAUGGACAGCGGCCUUUGUGUAGACUUGUAUUUAGCUACUGUAGUGAAGGCUUCAUGAUGAUUAAACUAUUUGAAAGACA
Conger conger (European conger) is the source of this 1723-nucleotide messenger RNA. It is a transcript of the gene itgb3bp, whose product is annotated as integrin subunit beta 3 binding protein. The coding region runs from base 144 to 617 and encodes 157 amino acids. NCBI's taxonomy places the organism in Eukaryota, Metazoa, Chordata, Actinopteri, Anguilliformes, Congridae. Gene Ontology annotation, biological process: CENP-A containing chromatin assembly; regulation of DNA-templated transcription. The record is from RefSeq and is a predicted model, not a curated record. The transcript has 9 exons. Gene Ontology annotation, cellular component: nucleoplasm.